Molecule: messenger RNA, 3946 nt
Organism: Cimex lectularius (bed bug)
Lineage: Eukaryota; Metazoa; Arthropoda; Insecta; Hemiptera; Cimicidae
Gene: Oatp30B
Product: solute carrier organic anion transporter family member 5A1
Exons: 15
Coding region: 390-2834 (814 amino acids)
Biological process (GO): transmembrane transport; sodium-independent organic anion transport
Cellular component (GO): membrane
Molecular function (GO): protein binding
Source: RefSeq, a predicted model, not a curated record
GACCAGAAACGACCUGGGCAAUGGACUUGAUUCCUCCCCGCUCCGUUGGCAAUAACGUCACUCCUGGAGCUGGGACCAUUUCGAGCCUUUCUUUUUUCCAUUUCGCCGAGGAAAAGAGCGAGAAACCGCGGACCCCGCGCAAUCGUUCUAGUGUCCGGGUCUCGUCCCGACCCAUUUAAUAUUGUUAUUUGUUCAGUGAACCGUUUUGGAACACCCACAACUUAGAAAGCCUUACCAAGGAUACGUACUGAUCUUACAACAUCCUGGAACUGAAGGAUUAUCCUCCAGCAUAUGAAGAGAUAACAGAUGAUGUGGUGGAAGUAGAGAGGGAGUGAGAAGAAUGACCAUUGCUGGAGGUGAUUUCUAAAAAAGGAGUUUAGAAGGAGGCGAUGGCGACGAGCAGCGGAGGCGGCGAACACCGGGGCCACCGGAGGCAGGAGAGCAUGUACGCCAUGACCGGCUUGUACAGCGAGCCUUCCGAGGGAGAAGCCGGGCCGAGCAUACCACCAGCAGAACCACCACCGACGACACACGUCAAGUGCCAUUCACGCAACCCCUCUUCCGGCAUCGUCGACAGUGAGAGGGCAAAGACGGAAGCGAAAGAGCGCGCCCACGCGACGUUCGCCGAAGUGGCAGCCAUCCUCCCUCAGGACAUAAGAGACUGCGGCAUCCUCGCCUGUAGACCAUUCCUCAUCCAAGGCUGUGCAAAUAUCAAAGUUUUCGUUUUAUUACUAUCAUUUCUGGUGACGCUGCAGCAAGCCCUGAGUUCCGGCUAUAUCAACUCGGUCAUAACGACCAUCGAAAAGAGGUUUGAAAUUCCCAGCAGUCUUUCAGGGCUGAUCGCGUCCUCUUACGAGAUCGGAAAUGUGAUCACGGUGAUCUUCGUGAGCUACCUCGGCUCGCGGCGUCACAUACCAGUCUGGAUCGGCAUUGGUGCGGUAAUCAUGGGCGUCGGAUCUUUGGUCUUCAUGGUGCCUCAUUUCACAGCCGAGCCACACGCAGGCAACGUUGCCAACAACUCGAGCUCGGACAACAUCUGCAAAACAGUUUCCAUCAGAGAGCAGGACAUGGUCUUAGGGAGAUUGUCUUCUGUUAAACUGGAUUUUGAAGGUCUUUCCGCUCCACCACUGGCACCUCAUAACAAUCUGAGGGAGAAUUGUAUCGAAGGGAGCCCGUCGACGGCAGGGCCGGUCAUGCUUUUCCUCUUGGCCCAGCUCCUCCUCGGCUGCGGUGGAUCUCCGCUUUUCACCCUGGGAACGACCUACAUUGACGACCAUGUCAAAUCAGAGAAUGCCUCACUUUACAUUGGCUGCAUGUAUUCAAUGGCAGCAUUUGGCCCCGUUCUGGGGUUCCUCCUUGGUGCUUAUUUGCUGUCAUUUCACAUGGAUGCUUUAUCGACAGUACGGCUGGAUAUAGAUCCUGGAGAUAGAAAUUGGGUUGGAAUGUGGUGGGGUGGAUUUCUCAUCUGUGGCCUUAUGCUCAUUAUCGUAGCAAUUCCAUUUUUUUCAUUUCCCAAGGUUUUAACUAGAGAAAAGGAAAGGAUUCGUCUAAUGGAGAAAAGUGGCCUGGCGACACCCAAGGAACAGCAGAAACCUACUGAUGUACAGGCCACUGUACCCCAGAGUAACAAUAAAGAUUCGGCAUAUGGCAAAGAUGUUAAAGAUAUCCCACGGUCGAUGUGGAGGCUUGUCUGUAACCCGAUUUAUGUUGUGACAUGCCUUGGAGCGUGCAUGGAGCUUGUCAUCGUGUCCGGGUUUGUCGUUUUUCUCCCGAAAUACCUCGAGACACAAUUCAGCUUGGGAAAAAGCCAAGCCAGUGUGUUCACCGGCUCGAUUGCUAUUCCCGGAGCGUGCAUCGGCAUUUUCAUGGGCGGAUGCCUCCUGAAGAGGCUGGAACUGCGACCGAAAGGCGCCGUGCAGUUUGUCCUCGUUUCCAAUACAAUUUGCCUUGCUUGUUACGCUCUCCUGUUUUUCCUGGGAUGCGACAAUGUCAAAAUGGCUGGCACGACGAUUCCCUACACUAACAGCUCAAGGGGUGAGCCGUUUCAAGUGAACCUUACAGCCGCUUGUAAUUUUGGCUGUGAAUGCCAUACCACAGAUGUUGAGCCAGUUUGUGGAAACAACGGCCUUACUUAUUUUAGUCCCUGUCAUGCUGGCUGUACAGCAUUAUCAUCGAGAUCAAAUUACACAAAUUGUGCAUGUAUACAUGGUAAUUUGAGCAGUAUAUCAGCACCACUGACGGAUUUUGCUGAGGUGACAGUGGUUCCUGUGGCAACAGCAGGGCCGUGUAGUUCACCAUGCCAUACUAUAUUUCCAUUCCUGAUUCUCUUAUUUUUUAUGACGUUUAUUGUUGCCGUCACACAGAUGCCUUUACUCAUGAUAGUACUCCGUUCUGUCAAUGCGGAAGAGCGUUCGUUCGCUCUAGGGAUGCAGUUUGUAAUAUUCAGACUUUUUGGCUACAUUCCAGCACCGAUUCUCUUUGGCAACCUUAUCGACUCCACUUGUCUUUUAUGGAAGUCGACGUGCGGAGAGAAAGGAGGACGAUGUUUACUAUAUGACAUCGAGCAAUUUAGAUACAAGUAUGUGGGAUUGUGCGCUGGUAUCAAAUUGCUUGCCCUCUCCCUCUUUCUAGUCGACUGGUGGCUUGUGAGACGGAGAACGCACCUUGACGAGUCCCAGCCAGUUAUAACCGUCACAGAUCUUGUCACAUCAGGAUCUAUUAUAAGUCUAGAUAAAUUGUUUGAGGAGAAAGCGCCAACACUUUCUGCCUCAAGCACACAGAGCGGUGAAAGGUCUCUGGAAGUUGAGGACACCGAGGCGCAGGUCAUCACAUAGGUCAUAAUCAGCCUCCCACCUUGUUUAACCGCAGAUGCUGCCAAUGUGUAAGAGUCAAUUUAAAGGAGGGAGAGCGUAUUUUAUUCAGCUAAUACAAUUAAAAAAAAAAAAAAGAUAUUUAUUUCUAAAGUGAUGAUAGGUUAUAAAAUAUGACUGUGAUUAGUAACUUUUAUUUUUUAAGUUGUUUGUAAUGUAUGAUGGAUAUUUGGGUGAAUGGUCGGUUGUUGUGAAUUUUUAUAACAAUGAUGUGUGCGUUAUAUUUUUGACUGUUUGUACUUAAUUUAAAUUGGAAGAGAUAUAUUUGACAAAUAAAUUGAAAACGGAUUCUUAAACCAUUGAAGAUAAUAAUAUAUUCAAAGCUAAUUAAUUGAGGAAUAAAAGGGUUGUGUACAGCAUUCACUUUUAUAUUAACACUUUGUAUAAUAAAUGUACGUCAAAUUAAAUUUAGAGGCAAAAGUUAUGUUUCUUAGAAAAUGAACAAAUAAAAUAACACUAAAUCAAAUAAGUGCACUUUGCACAGUGCCUUAUAAAACAUUAUUUGCAAGGUUGAAAACAAUAAAUAUCUCGAAAUACUUUCUUCUUCUAUUUUUUUCAUCUUUUUUCAAAAAAUGUUUUUUAAAUAAGUAUAAAAUAACUUACAAAAUGCACAGGUUUUUGUUAGCACAUGUUCAUAAAAGGAAGUAGUUUUGUAAGUAGAUCCAAGUGGCUUCCAAACUGAAAAGCUACAUUGUUUUUAGGCUUGCAACCAAUCUUAACCGAAUUAAAAAAAUUUAUUUAACGACAAUUACAGUUACUGUAUUUUUGUUUCUUUCUUGUUUCUCUAAUUUUUAAACGUGAAAUAAUUUAUUUAUACAUAUUUAAAGUAAGUAGUCAAUAGAUUAAUUGCAUAGGGCCUUAGCACUUACCAAUUGUAUAGUUUUAAUGUUUAGCGAUUUUUAUUUAUUUUGUAUAGAUUAAACUAAUUUAUAGACUGUUUAAUUUUACGUUGAAACAAUGUAGUUUCUAUGACUUAAUUGUUAGAUCGUUUAUGGUUUGUUAUAUUAUUUUUUAUAUUCGGAUAAAAAACAGACGUGAUCAAAACAAAUUCUGAUUAGAGAUUUGCUCGAAAAAAU